CUUCUGGUGCUUUCUAUGAAAUUUUCUCAAGCAAUUAACUUCUUGCAGAACCGGCUGCUUGCAAUGAACUAUAUAAAUGAGGGCUCUGAUGAUAAGCUUUUUGAGGCUCACAGGGAAUGGGGAAUGCGAUUUAUGAAGCUAUACCCUCAAUAUACCAGUUGGGAUAAUCCUAAAGAUAUGGAACGCCCAUUAGUAAUUGGAUAUGUGUCACCUGAUUAUAUUACUCACUCUGUAUCAUAUUUCAUUGAAGCACCUCUCUUUUUCCAUGAUUACACAAAUUACAAGGUGAUUGUGUACUCUGGUGUUGUAAAGGCAGAUGCCAAAACCCAUAAAUUCAAGGACAGGGUGCUGAAAAAAGGAGGGCUAUGGAGGGAUAUAUAUGGGAUUGAUGAGAAGAAGGUUGCUAGCAUGGUUAGGGAGGAUAAAGUUGACAUACUGGUGGAGCUUACUGGUCACACUGCAAAUAACAAGCUAGGGAUGAUGGCCUGCAGGCCUGCUCCCAUCCAGGCAACAUGGAUUGGUUACCCAAAUACAACCGGUCUGCCAACAAUUGAUUAUAGAAUCACAGAUGCACUGGCUGAUCCCCUUGACACAAAGCAGAAGCAUGUUGAGGAGUUGGUUCGUUUGCCUAAAUGUUUUCUCUGUUAUACGCCUUCGCCGGAUGCUGGUCCUGUUUGUCCCACACCAGCUCUUUCUAAUGGUUUUAUUACUUUUGGGAGCUUCAAUAAUUUGGCAAAGAUAACGCCAAAAGUAUUAAAAGUUUGGGCAAGGAUAUUAUGUGCUGUUCCUAACUCCCGGCUUGUUGUCAAGUGUAAGCCUUUCUGUUCUGAUAGUGUAAGACAGAGAUUUCUUUCAAUUUUGGAGCAAUUAGGACUGGAGCCGCUACGUGUUGAUCUUCUGCCUCUAAUUCUUCUCAACCAUGACCAUAUGCAAGCAUAUUCACUAAUGGAUAUCAGGUAG
Molecule: messenger RNA, 960 nt
Organism: Asparagus officinalis (garden asparagus)
Lineage: Eukaryota; Viridiplantae; Streptophyta; Magnoliopsida; Asparagales; Asparagaceae
Product: probable UDP-N-acetylglucosamine--peptide N-acetylglucosaminyltransferase SPINDLY
Exons: 6
Coding region: 16-960 (314 amino acids)
Source: RefSeq, a predicted model, not a curated record